Messenger RNA from Camelina sativa (false flax), 477 nucleotides. The record is from RefSeq and is a predicted model, not a curated record. NCBI's taxonomy places the organism in Eukaryota, Viridiplantae, Streptophyta, Magnoliopsida, Brassicales, Brassicaceae.
AUGUCAAACUUCAAUGCACUUACAACCAUCCUAUUCUAUUCACCCAUCAUUGGACCCAUACAUGUAUGGAACACGGUGCUUAAGACUUGUGGGACUUGUGAAGAGCUGUGCUCACUCCGCACAAGCUCCACCAACAAUGGGAAGAAAGUUGGUGCAUACCUCUUGAAUGAAUCUCUUUUCAGUUCCCUCAGUGCCUUCAGCACUGCAACCACUAGUGGAGAUCUUGCUGCUGCUUCUUCCUUCGAUGUUGCUCCCAUGGGUAGAAUCCAGUUUUUAGGCUGCCUGGGCCAUACAACGGCUUGGAUCCCAAUGGCCAGAAACUGGGGACAGAACUGGCACUCCUCUCUUGAUCUCAUCGGACAGUCUCUCUCUUUCGAGGUUACUCUCAGAGGCGGCAAAACCAUUGCCUCUUAUGAUGUGGCUCCUCCUUAUUGGCGCUUUGGAAUGACAUACCAAGGAAAGCAGUUCCACUCCUGA